AUGCUGAUUCUCCGCGAAUCGGAUAUCUCUCCCAUCCUCACACACCUCACGCGUGACCAGUGCACCGAUCUGCUCCAAGCGCUGUGGCAGGCACUUGCAAGGUAUUCUUUCCAGGAUGGUGACAAGGGCGGCAAACGCAUUCACCAGCCCAUCCGAGAAAAUAUCACGACUUCUAGAAACCAUGUAACGCUGUUUAUGCCGGCGUCCAACACCGAUACCGCAACCGGUAUCAAGAUCGUGACUCUGCCUGGCAAUGGUGGGCCGCCUAAAGGCGCCAUCAACGUGUUUUCUCCAGAGGGGGAUCUGGAGGGCGUCUUGAAUGCAGAGUUGAUCACUGCGUUUCGAACAGCCCUGGCGACGAUGAUUCCAUUCCGGCAGUUCCCUCUUCCUGACGACGCGAGCAUUCUGGUGUUCGGUGCUGGGAAGCAAGCAGAAUGGCACAUUCGCCUCGCAUUGCUUCUCGCAGGCGAAAAAAUAGCGAGGGUUACUAUUGUAAACAGAAGCUCUGGUAGCCUGGCACAGCUCAAAAAAAACAUGCACGCAGAUAUGCGUCAAAUGUUCCCUGCCGUGGUAUUUGAAUACGUAGCGAAAGAUUCGUCGACGUUCAGCCCAGAUCACCUCGGCCGGAUCGUAUCCCAGGCUGACUGCCUGUUUUGUUGCACGCCAUCGACGCAACCUUUAUUUCCGGCCUCGUAUCUCAAUCUUGAACCACGUCCACGGUUUAUUUCGCUGAUAGGGUCGUACAAGCCGGGCAUGCAGGAAGUGGAUUCGGAGACUCUUCUCUCUGCUGAGAACACUAUAUUAGUUGAUUCAAAGGAGGCAUGUUUGCAUGAAGCCGGCGAGAUUAUCAAGGCCCAGGUGCCCGAGGGUCAGCUGGUGGAAAUCGGCGAGCUACUGGCUAAUCAUGAUUUAUUAUCGAAGACAUUUGCUCCGGGCAAGAAUGCUGUUUUCAAAUGUGUUGGAAUGGGAAUCAUGGAUUUGGUUGUUGGCCAGCAGCUUCUUGCUAUAGCGACAAAAAGGCAAAUGGGCAUUGUGGUCGAUGAAUUUUAA
Messenger RNA from Ophidiomyces ophidiicola, 1050 nucleotides. RefSeq lists its product as uncharacterized. The record is from RefSeq and is a predicted model, not a curated record. Bases 1 to 1050 code for a protein of 349 amino acids. The transcript has a single exon. Gene Ontology annotation, cellular component: cytoplasm. NCBI's taxonomy places the organism in Eukaryota, Fungi, Ascomycota, Eurotiomycetes, Onygenales, Onygenaceae.